CAGGCUGAGAAGAGGAGCAUAAGGGAGAUAUCAGGACGAUGAGCAGAAAAUAUAGCUUUCUGCACCAGAAACGAAAGAAAAAAUAAGAGAAAACAUACUGGCUUAAGGAUGACAGUUUUUAAGUAAGAUUUCCUCUUCAUGCGUGAUAUGCGUUUCCUGGGUACUGGCAAAGGGGCGCUUAGGAUGCUGGUCGGAUUUUGCAGCAUGCUAAAAUUAUGGGUGUAUAGGGGAGAUUUUGUCUGGCUGUUUUGCUUUGCCAUGGAUCGUUCUAAAAAUUAGACGCAGAGGUGAGGAAGUGGAUUGAUUUUUUAUUUCAACGCCGGAAAAUAUGCAGCCCAUCAUCAUGUUGCAAAGGAGGUAGGUGACAUUGUUUGGGGGAAAAAACUGGAGAGGAGAAUAACCCACUGGAGAUUGCUUUUGUCUCCCCCUAAAAUAUGAUCAGGGGUGCUUGGAUGUAUCGAAGGGAAGAUGAUGCCGUGUUGAAAAUAUGUUGUGCACCCAAACAAAACGACAAACCCUGCGCCGAUUCCGAGAGGGCACAGAAAUGGCGAAUGUCUUUGGCAUCCCUGUUAUUUUUCACCGUCCUUCUCUCUGAUCACCUCUGGUUGUGUGCUGGAGUUGAGCUGAGGUCCAAGGAGAGGAACUACCGCAAAGCCUGGAGCAACGCGACUGACGGGGACCAUCCAGUACAGGGCGAAAAGUGUGGUAUUUUUCUAAGCAAUUUGACCAAAUCCGCUGCUCCAAGUCCUCAUUGCACUGAUGCUCAAAACCACCAACAUCUGGAGUCAGCCUGCACCACCUUGCAUCGGCAGAGAACGGGCCUUGGUUCCACAUUUUCAACUCCAUCGUUAUCGACACAGUUGAUUUUGACUCAUUUUAGGAAUUUCAGCCUUUCCUUUUGUGACUCAUACUCGAUCUCCGACCUGCUGUUGGGGAUGGCCAACCCAGACAAUUUGAAUUGCAGUCUUCAGAAUAUGAUUUGGGAUUUGGGUAGCGGCGUUGGGGAGGACGACGACGUCUGCAGCACCUGCAUCCAGGCAUACAUGAGACUGGACCAACACGCUCAGGAAAAAUAUGAGGAGUUUGACUCCCUCUUUCUCAAGUAUUUAUCAGAGGAUUAUUCAGUAAGAUCAAGUACAGAGGACUGUAAGUCAGUCUACAAAGCCUGGUUAUGCUCAGAAUAUUUCAAUGCUACCCAGAGCCAGUGUCACUACAGGAUUCCCUGCAAGCAAUACUGUCUGGAGGUCCAGACCAGAUGCCCAUUUGUGUUACCAGACAAUGACGACUUGGUCUACGGGGGGUUAUCCAGCUUCAUCUGUACAGGGCUACUAGAAAACCAUUUAACCAAUGUAGAGCCAGAAUGUUGCGACGUCAGAUGGAGCGGCUGUGAGCGGGCGUCGGAGGGCCCCUGCGGCUCGUGGUCCAGACCCCCCGGCUCCUCGGCGUUGCCCGUGUCCGCUGCCUCCCGGCUCUGCAGCAGCAGGCUCAAACUGUGUGUGCUGGUCCUCAUCCUCCUGCACACUGUCGUCACUUUUUCUACGGUACAAAACAGCGGGGGGAUGACCCUGGAGACCAUCACCCCUAUGGAGGAAGCCUCCACAAGAGAGGAGUGA
Conger conger (European conger) is the source of this 1613-nucleotide messenger RNA. RefSeq names its product NALCN channel auxiliary factor 2 (gene nalf2). The coding region runs from base 435 to 1613 and encodes 392 amino acids. The record is from RefSeq and is a predicted model, not a curated record. The transcript has 3 exons. Gene Ontology annotation, cellular component: plasma membrane. Gene Ontology annotation, biological process: calcium ion import across plasma membrane. Lineage: Eukaryota; Metazoa; Chordata; Actinopteri; Anguilliformes; Congridae. Gene Ontology annotation, molecular function: stretch-activated, monoatomic cation-selective, calcium channel activity.